CUACAUAAACCACGACUAUAAUAUAAACGUACAUAGUUUUGACUUUUAUUCAAGGUCUAUCAAUCGACACUCGACAGUGUCAUUAUAGACCAGCGUUUGUUCUUACUUCUAUGUUUAAAGUUUAAACCAUAGAUAUAAAUAUAUAAUAUUAUAUUAUAAGUGUAUGGUUUAAAAUACGGUCUUAUAUUAUGGUUAUCAUGAAACUAAAAUGAUAACUUUUAUCAGAUACGAUUCAGUCGGUGUGAUAAGAAAAUUAUCAACGAAUUACAUGUGUUUUAAAAAGUUAAAAUUUAAAUCAACAAUUUACUAUAUUUAAUAUUGUAGUAUACUAGUAUUCAAUCAUUUAGUAUUUUAGUGACUAAUUUAGUGUAAUGGUUGUCAACAAUAAUUAUAUGUUAUAUUGAAAGAUUUGUACGUACAGUACGUCUUUUUAUUCCGUUUUAGUGUUAUUUAAAUAACACUCAUGGCCGAAGGCAAAGAAAACAAAGACCAAACAACCCCACAGUCCGCAGAUAACUAUGACGGAUGGGGAUUUGAUUUAUUCCCCGAGAGAAGAGGUACCUAUAAACCAAAAUUAAAAAAUAUUUUGUUUCAAGGACGUGGAAAUGAAAACUUGGAAAGAGUCAAGUGCGAAAGAAAAGUGGCUUACUGUUUAAACAAAAGUCCUUUGGUAAAGAUCAUGAUGGGUGCAUUGCGCAGAUCUGGUUGCGAAGUCAACCCAUCUCGUCAUAUUGCAUGUGAACUAUGUGAUACGAGCGUCCAUGGGGGAUAUGAUCCAAUUAUGAAUCAAGUUGUUAUAUGUCAAAACACAGCUACAUCAAAGGGUACCGUACAGGGAGUGCUCACACAUGAGCUCAUACACAUGUUUGACAAUUGUACACGUAAAUUAGACUUUCGGAAUAUUGAGCAUUUAGCUUGUACAGAAAUCAGAGCAGCAAAUUUGACUCAUUGUGGACUUGUAUCGUCUAUUCUCGAAGGGCAUUCAUCAAUAUUUAAUUUUAGAAAAAAACAUCAAGACUGUGUAAAACAUAAAGCCACUAUUUCUGUGUUGGCCGUUAGAGAUGUCACCUAUGAACAAGCAAAAGAAGCAGUCGAGAAAGUAUUUGACCGUUGUUAUGCAGAUUUAGAACCUAUCGGGAGAAGAAUUAGAGGAAAAGCAGUUGAUUUCGAACUUGCAUAUGCUGAAGCUUUUUUAAUGGGCUAUGAUUAAUAGUUAUUUAUUUAUGUCAUUAUGUAGAAUAAAAAACAAUAUUAGGUGUACAAAAAAA
Myzus persicae (green peach aphid) is the source of this 1268-nucleotide messenger RNA. RefSeq names its product mitochondrial inner membrane protease ATP23 homolog. Lineage: Eukaryota; Metazoa; Arthropoda; Insecta; Hemiptera; Aphididae. Gene Ontology annotation, biological process: mitochondrial protein processing; mitochondrial proton-transporting ATP synthase complex assembly. The transcript has 6 exons. The record is from RefSeq and is a predicted model, not a curated record. Gene Ontology annotation, molecular function: metalloendopeptidase activity. Gene Ontology annotation, cellular component: extrinsic component of mitochondrial inner membrane. Bases 464 to 1210 code for a protein of 248 amino acids.